This is a messenger RNA of Emiliania huxleyi CCMP1516, 5223 nucleotides long. RefSeq lists its product as hypothetical. Gene Ontology annotation, molecular function: ATP binding; nucleic acid binding; ATP hydrolysis activity. The coding region runs from base 1 to 5223 and encodes 1740 amino acids. NCBI's taxonomy places the organism in Eukaryota, Haptophyta, Isochrysidales, Noelaerhabdaceae. The record is from RefSeq and is a predicted model, not a curated record. The transcript has 19 exons. Gene Ontology annotation, cellular component: nucleus.
AUGCUUUCGCAGCUCGGCUUUGGCGCCAUCGAGCUGGUGGCAGAGUCGGAGAAGGCGGCGGAGAAGGCGAAGCGCAAGGAGGAGAAGCGGCUCGCGCGCGAGGCGCAUCGCGCGGAGGAGUCGCUCAGCGGCGAGCAGCUCCGGCGGGUGGAGGAGACGCUCGGCUGGCUGGCGCAGGCUGGCUUCGAGCCCGCGGCGGCGCUGCUGUCGCCCGCCGGAGAGGAGGCGCCGCGGAAGCCGUCGGCGAUGGAGCAGCUCUCAGAGAUGCGGUCUGGCUCGGCGAAGGGGCUGGUCGGCUCGCUGCCGGCGGGGACGACGCACGACCUGCACGACGGCUACGUUGAGUUUGCGCAGCUCGCCUUUGGAGGCGUGCAGUCACUCAACCAGCUGCAGUCAGCCGUGGUCGAGACGGCGCUACACUCGAACGAGAACAUGCUCGUGUGCGCGCCGACCGGCGCCGGCAAGACGAACGUCGCGCUGCUCGCGAUCCUGCAGCAGGUCGGAGGCUGCAUCGAGAGCGGCGUGCUGCAGCGCGAGCGGGUCAAGAUCGUGUACGUGGCGCCGAUGAAGGCGCUCGCGGCUGAGCUCGUCUCCAAGUUUGGCAAGGCGCUCGGCCCGCUCGGCCUGUCGGUGCGCGAGUACACGGGCGACAUGCAGCUGACGAAGCGCGAGCUGCAGGCGACGCAGCUCAUCGUCACGACGCCCGAGAAGUGGGACGUCACCACCCGCAAGGGCUCGGACGGGAUCGUCCAGUCGGUCGGCUUGCUCGUCAUCGACGAGGUGCACUUGCUCAACGAGGACCGCGGCCCCGUCAUCGAGGCGCUGGUCGCGCGCACGCUGCGGCUCGUCGAGUCGUCGCAGCAGAUGAUCCGCAUCGUCGGCUUGUCGGCCACGCUCCCAAACUACGUCGACGUGGCCCUCUUCCUGCGCGUCAACCCGCAGACCGGCCUGCACCGCUCCGGACCAGAGUGCGUCGGCCCGCCCCGCCUCUACCACUUUGGCGCCGAGUACCGCCCCGUCCCGCUCAAGCAAACCUUCCUCGGCGUGACGAAGCGGCUCGAGAAGCCGCGCGAGGGCGCCAAGCCCAAGGAGGGGCGGCCUGCCAAGGCGGUGUCGCAGCAGACGCAGAUGCUCGAGCUCGCAUUCGACAAGGCGCUCGCCGCCCUGCGGCGCGGCAAGCAGGUGAUGGUCUUCGUGCACGCGCGCAACGAGACGCUGCGCACCGCGCGCGGGCUGCUCGAGCUCGCAAAGGCGCGGCAGGCCGAGGAGCUGUUUGCGCCAAAGCCGGACCACCCUCGCUACGCGCUCGCGCAGCGCGAGCGGUCGAUGAUGGAGCGGCUCUUCGCCGACGGGAUGAUCAACGUGCUCUGCUCGACGGCGACGCUCGCGUGGGGCGUCAACCUGCCCGCCCACACCGUCAUCAUCAAGGGGACGCAGGUGUACGACGCGCAAAAGGGCGCCUUCGUCGACGUGGGCGUGCUCGACGUGCAGCAGAUCUUUGGGCGGGCGGGCCGGCCUCAGUACGACACCAACGGCGGCGAGGGCAUCAUCAUCACGACGCACGCCAAGCUGCAGUUCUACCUCUCGAUGCUCGUCACCCAGGCUCCGACCGCGCCGGCUGCUGUGCUUCUUCUCCAGGCUCCGAUCGAGUCGAAGCUCGUCUCGGCGCUGUGCGACCACCUCUGCGCCGAGGUGUCGCUCGGCACCGUCUCCUCGCUCAAGGAGGCGGUGGUGUGGCUCUCGUACACGUACCUGUACGUGCGCAUGUGCCGCAACCCGCUCGCGUACGGCAUCCCCUUCGAGCAGUCGACGCACGACCCUCGGCUCCUCGCUUGGCGCACCGAGCUGGCGAUGGCGCGUCGCCUCGACGAGGCGAAAAUGGUGCGGUACCACGCGCCGUCCGGCUCGAUCGACCCCACCGAGCUCGGCCGCACCGCGUCGCACUUUUACCUCUCCGCCUUCUCCGGUCUGUGGCACGAGCGCGCCUCCGAGGCGGACAUCCUCUACACGCUCUGCUCCGCGUCCGAGUUCUCCCAGAUGAAGGUGCGGGAGGAGGAGAUGGAGGAGAUGGAGGAGCUGCUGCAGGCGUGCCCCCUCACCGUCAAGGCGUCGCUCGCCGAGAAGGAGGGCAAGGCCUCCGUCCUCACGCAAGCCUACAUCUCGGGCACCGCGCUCAAGUCGGCCGCCCUCGUCUCGGACUGCUCCUUCAUCGCCCAGUCGGCCUCCCGCAUCGCGCGCGGCCUCUUCGCCAUCGCGCUCUCAAAGUCGUGGAUCUCGUACGCGCAAAAGGUGCUCAAGCUCUCGAAGAUGCUCGAGCGGCGCACGUGGUGGUCGCGCUGCCCGCUGCGCCAGAUCGGUGGCGUGCCCGCCGAGAUCUACGACAAGCUCGAGGCGAAGCGGUACACGAGCGCCGCGCGCAUGGAGGCGCUCAAGGAGAUGGGCGUGCGCGAGAUCGGGCAGCUCGUCUCGCACCAGCGGCUCGCGGCGCAGCUCAAGGCCGAGGCGAGCGCGCUGCCCGCCCUCUCCAUCGACGUGUCGGCGCAGCCGAUCACGCGCACGGUGCUACGCGUCGUGCUCACGCUGACGGCCGCCUUCGAGUGGCGCGACCGGCUGCACGGCGGCGCAGAGUCGUGGUGGAUCUGGGUGGAGGACUCGGACACGGAGCACAUCUACCACAAGGAGCUGUGGACCCUGACCAAGCAGCAGGCGCUCGAGCCGCAGGAGCUCAGCUUCACCACGCCGCUCUUCGAGCCCCUCCCGCCCGCGUACUACAUCCGCGCCUUCUCCGACCGCUGGCUCGGCGUCGAGACGGUGGCGCCGCUCCCGCUCGCGGACCUCUCGCUGCCGUCGGCGCGGCCGGCCCACACCGACCUGCUCGCGCUGCGACCGCUGCCAAAGAGCGCUCUGGCCGACGCUCGCUUCGAGGCGCUCUUCCGCUUCUCGCACUUCAACCCGGUGCAGUCGCAGAUCUUCCACACGGUCAUGCACACCGACGACAACGUCCUCGUCGGAGCGCCGACCGGCUCGGGCAAGACGGUCGCCGCCGAGCUGGCCGUGCUGCGGCUGCUGCGCGAGUACCCCGGCUGCAAGGCGGUGUACAUCGCGCCGCUCAAGGCGCUGGUGCGCGAGCGGAUGGCCGACUGGAGGGCCAAGUUCGUGCAGGGGCUCGGCCUCAAGAUGCUCGAGCUGACGGGCGACGCGCACAUCCUCGCCACGACGCCCGAGAAGUGGGACGGCGUCUCUCGCCACUGGCAGCAGCGCAACUACGUGCAGAAGGUGACGCUGGUCAUCAUCGACGAGAUCCACUUGCUCGGCGAGGAGCGCGGGCCCAUCCUCGAGGUGAUCGUCUCGCGCAUGCGAUACAUGGCGGAGCGGAUGUCGCAGCCGGUGCGCAUCGUCGGACUCUCGACCGCCAUGGCCAACGCGAGCGACCUCGCCGACUGGCUCGGCAUCCCGCACGACUCGAUCUUCAACUUCAAGCCGUCGGUGCGGCCGGUGCCACUCGAGGUGCACAUCGCGGGCUUCCCGGGGCAGCACUACUGCCCGCGCAUGGCGGCGAUGAACAAGCCGACCUACCGCGCCAUCACCGUCCACUCGCCCGACCAGCCGACCCUCGUCUUCGCGCUCGACCUGAUCGCCUACUGCUCGGCGGACGAGAAGGAGGGCCAGUUCCUCAACAUGCCGAUGGGUGAGCUCGAGCCGCUGCUCGCCGCGGUCAAGGACCCGGCGCUGCGGCACACGCUCGCCUUUGGGAUCGGCAUCCACCACGCCGGCCUCGACGAGGCGGGCCGCGCCCUCGCGGACCGCGUCCUCGUCGAGAAGCUCUUCCUCGGCCAGUCGAUCCUCGUCCUCGUCUGCACCUCGACCCUCGCGUGGGGCGUCAACUUCCCCGCCCACCUCGUCGUCGUCAAGGGGACCGAGUACUACGACGGCAAGGCGAAGCGGUACGUCGACUUCCCGGCGGUCGCCGUCAUCCUCGUGCACGAGCCAAAGAAGACCUUCUACAAGAAGUUCCUGUACGAGCCCUUCCCCGUCGAGUCGUGCCUCCACGAGCAGCUCCACGAUCACAUCAACGCCGAGGACGCGGUCGACUUCCUCUCGUGGACCUACUUUUACCGCCGGCUGCUGCAGAACCCCGCCUACUACCAUUGCGCCGACGCGACGCCAGAGGGGACCAACGGCCACCUCUCCCUCCUCGUCGAGGCGACCACCGCGGACCUGGCCUGCGCCGGCUGCGUCGAGGUUGGCGAGGACGGCGUCUCGCUCGCCCCGAGCACGCUCGGCAGGGUCGCGUCUUACUACUACCUCUCCUACACGACGGUCGCCCUCUUCCACGCCGAGCUGCACGACGUCGACGAAGGGCCGACCGCGCUGUCCGACCUGCUGCGCGUGCUCUGCGACGCGUCCGAGUACGAUGAGCUCCCCGUGCGGCACAACGAGGAGGUCGUCAACGAGCAGCUCGCCGACAAGCUGCCGUGGCCGGUCGAGCGGUCGCGGUUCGACUCGCCGCACGUCAAGGCGAACCUGCUGCUGCAGGCGCACUUUGCGCGCGCGCCGCUGCCGAUGUCGGACUACGUGACCGACCUCAAGUCGGCCAUGGUGGACAUCGCGGCCGACGCCGGCUGGCUGCACACGGCGCUCGGCGCGAUGAGCCUCACGCAGAUGGUGAGCCAGGGCCGCUUCCUCGACGCGCCUCCGCUCUCCGACCUCCCGGGGAUGAGCGCGGCGGCCGAGGAGGCGCUUGCCGCCCGCGGCCUCACCCACCUCGCGCAGCUCGUCCGGCUCGACGCGCAGGCGCUGAAGCGCGCGCUCGGCGGCACCCUGGGCGCGCGGCAGCUCAGCGAGCUCAGCGGCCUCCUCGCGACGCUGCCCGCGACCGAGCUCGAGGCGGCGCCGCCGCCCCUCGCCGUCGAGGCGGGCGCCGACUGCGCCAUCUCUGUGACCGUCUCGACGGGCGGAAGGCGCGCCCGUCGCUCCGCCUUCGCGCCCGCCUUCCCAAAGGCGCGCGGCGGCGGCUGGUGGCUGGUGAUGGGCGAGGGGGACGAGCUCUUUGCGCUCAAGCGCAUCAACCUGCCAUCCGGCAGCGGAAGCGGGCCGCUCAAGACGGAGCUGAUGAUGUGCGCGCCGGAGGAGCCCGGCGUGCACGAGUGCGCCGUGCUGCUCGUCUCGGACUCAUACAUCGGGCUCGACCAGCAGGUGACGGUCAGAGUGGAGGUGAGGUAA